CCCCGCAGUUAAUCUAGCAGGAAAAAAAGGUUGGAGAAUCUUACAGCAUCGCAAACCUAAACUCAUACGACGUCUGAUUACUACUACAUGGUAGUAUCUUCAUGUCCCUUUCGUCGAUCGCUAUAAGAGCUUCUCCAGCUAGUGUUACCAAAACAUCGAUACCUGAUACCAAGAUCUGGCUCAACGAAAGCCCACUCGACUACCCACCACUACCACACAGCCAUGGCUGAAGAUGAAGGUACCAUCAUCAAGUCGCUGACAUCGGUUCAGCUGCCAAUGGAACCUGCAUGUCUCGAAUUCUGCCCCGCUCACCCAGAAUACCUGAUUAUUGGUUCGUGGCACCUCAUUAAGGAUGAUCACCAUGAUGGCACCCAAGCACGUGAACAAGACGAGGGUGACGGCCCAGCAGGUGACCACCAAGGGGUCAGUGCCAGCGACAAACAGAGGCACAUGGGCCGGGUAGACCUUUACCGAAUUCAGGGGGAGCAAGUUGACCUGGUCCAGACGGACGAGUACCCUGAAUCCGCAAUCUGGGACGUCCAGUUCCAAAAACGUAACGGCCGUGCAGAUGUCUUUGCCGCAGGCUCUAGCGCGGGCACCGUCUUCAUAUACAAGGUGACGGCGCCGUCGUCGUCCGCAGACAACGCCGACGCCGCGCUGCGCAGGCUCUCCAUCGUUGGGCCCAUCAGCGGCGAAGAAGAUGGCGAGGUUAUGAUCACAAAGUGCUAUUGGCACCCAAUGAUCCCCGACCUGCUCGCCGUCUCCACCCUGGCCGGCGAGGUCCACCUCAUCUGGCUUGACGGCAAAGACGAUCUCUUCACGCCACUAUCCGUGACCAGGGUUUCAGCGCUGGCGCACUCCGAGCCAGCCUGGACCGUGGCGCUGAGCCCCCAGGUCGCCACUCCGGAGGGGACCGACGACCGCGUCUUCACCGUGUAUUCAGGGGGCGACGACAUGGCGUUCCGGUACGCCUCAGUGGCGAUGCGCGGUGCAGUACCUCCUGCCGAGGGUGCUGCCGCGCCGCCAGAGUUCGACGACGCGCUGUUCAGCCCAGCCAAGAAGUCAUGGCACAUGGCUGGCGUCGUCUCCAUCCUCCCGCUGCCCAUCACACUCCCCUCGGACGGCUCGCAGAUCGUCGUCACGGGCAGCUACGACGACCACGUGCGCGUCUGCGCCGUCAGGCCGCUUCACGAGACGUACGGCAUGGCCACGGCCCGCGUCCUCACUGAGCUGCACCUCGGGGGCGGGGCUUGGCGGCUGAGGGUGAUGGAGAUGAUUGCAGAUCCCAGCGGAAGCUCUUGGAGGCUCAGGAUACUCACACCCUGUAUGAGUGUGGGCAGCAGAGUGCUUGAGAUCUGUGGUGCGGACGACAGCCAGGAAUGGACCAUUAAGGUCCUGGGAAGUUGGUGGGAGGAGGCUGCCGGGGCUAGCAUGCUGAACUAUGGCUCUGACGUCCAGCCUCGGCGGGAGGGUGCUAGUGGCGGCGGUGACGACAAGUUUACCUGUGUAUCAUCAAAUUUCUAUGGCAAGAUGCUAUAUUUAUGGAAAUUCUGAUGUCUACCAGUGCAGCUCCGCGCGCUUGAUUGGGUCUAUACCCCGCUUAUACGUAAAAGAGACGUAGACAAAAAGAAACCGUAUUGGCCUCGGGGCCUUAAAGAGGCUAUUAUCACAAGCAGAAGAAAAGGGAGACCCGGCGACGAUGUUACUUCUGUCUGUCGGAUCGAAUCCAAUCACAAACAGACUGGACAUAGUGACACCGUUGGAUAUCAUUUCUAGCCGGCGGAGAGCAAUAUUCCAACGCCCCUCGCACCAAUGCUGACAAUCAACAUGUCGCUUUAUGCAGUAAUGAGCCAUAUCUGCUCCCCGCCUCCGCCGAUAAGCGCCCUUCCCAACGGGAGACAGUAGAGCGAGACGAGCCACACACACCACAACGUGAACGACGCAUUGUCGUCCUCGACCGUCCUGAGCAGAAGGGUGCGUACAGAAAUGACGACCCCGAGCACCAUCAUGGGCGCAUAUGCCAGCACAACCUUGACCCCCUCCAGCCACGGCGACGGACCCAACUCGGGGAUGCCCCAGAGCAGCGGCGUGGCCACGGAGCAGGCGACAAGCGGCAGAGCGACGAUCCACCGCGUGGGCGCGUCGCCGAUCACGAUGGGCACGGUGCGACGCUUGGCUGCAGCGUCGCCGGCGACGUCCUUGAGGUCCUGGAUGUUGAUGGUCAGGAAGAUGGCGCCGGACACAACGGCGACCCAGCGCCAGAGGAGAGACAUGACCUCGGGAACAGGCGUCUCUCCUGACGCGGACCACGGGGCCGGUUCAGUGCCACCUGCAGCGCGCCGACGAGGAAGCAGGGGAAGCCGACGCCGUUGAGGAACGGCUUGAGGAUGGGGUGGUCGGCGCCGCCCAGGUCGUUGUACCAAAACGUCAGGACCAGGAGGGUUGCGGUGGGCACGAAGGCGCCCAGCAUGUGGCUCACGAGCAGGGCGAUGAUGCUGACCGCGACAAAGAGGGUGGCCGCCUCGUCGGGGGAGACGAUACCGGCAGGCAUAGGGCGGCUUGGCUUAUUGAGCCGAUCCUCUUCAAUCGAGCUCGGUUUUCUCUGGUUUGAAAUGCAGAAAAGUAUCAAGUCGAGCCAGAUAUGAAGGAAUAUCAGCGGCAUUCGCGCUAGCACGACUAUGGGCGAAGGUAUUCCCGCUCUGUCCUGGAGUAUAAUAGACAGGGCGACUCCGUUGGUCAGUGCGAAUAUCAUACUAGGUGCUAGUACUGUCUUCACAUCAGACUUGCUGAAGAGGUAAAGGUGGUUGAGGAAGCGGGUCAGAGCUUUGCUGGUGUGUUGACGAUGGUCGUUCACUCGUGCCUGGAGCCUCUUCACCUGGACAACGGGGGAUGCGUCCGCACCCAGAGACAGAGGGGAGACAAGAUCAGCUGAGUGGCUAGACAUAGCGCUUGAGGAUAGGCUGUUCUGUCAUUGUGUGCCAUGUACUGUUUCUUUUUGAAGAUAGGGGAGAGGCCGCUGGGUGCCGUGAGUUCCGGCAAGCCAUUGUGUUCCAAUAAUAUAUAGAUAAAAUUUGGAGGUCCUUAAGAAUGAUGUUCAGAUUGCUGAUGGUGAAGGAGUCUCUAUCAGUCAAAGAUGUGUAAGACUCAAGAUCUGGGGCACAAGACAUGUUUGGGAAGCUCGAGGCCCUGAGCAAUAUGCUCAUUGCCGACAUAUAGAGCCCAUACUGCGCCGUGCAGUUGACAGUCGGAGCAGAUAUCCCAAACCCGAUAUCCCACAUCCGUGCCAUGACGGCUGUAUUUCCGCUCAACGGGCACCAUCGUUGAUGGAUGGUCGGCAAAAGCACAGCCGAAGAGUAUGAGCAAAAGUGACAUAUCUACACCCCCAAAGCUGUUGACGAGCAAAAGCUGCCCUCCUUCGUGAGCAUUAGGAGCACCUUAUCACGGUUCAAUCCAUGGGCGAGGGCCCCCAUAGGACGGAUUGGGCUUGUAAGAUGCUCAAGGUAAGAUAUGUGGGCGCGGUCGUGGCGGAGUCGCAGUCAGACCAACGUCCUAGGCAUCAAUAUUCCAAGCCACGACAUUAACCAGCACUUUCUUGAUCACAUGAAAUUACUUGAAAAGGGAUGCGAGGUUCUGUUAUCAGACCGAUUGGGAUGUUUUGUGUAGCCCAAAGAACCCACGCUGAAGGAUCAAUAGGGACUAGGCGGCGAGGCUUAUAUGUGUGCCUAUGCUGAUUGGUCAGCCCUGCCAUAUUUUGAUCUGGG
Messenger RNA from Pyricularia oryzae 70-15, 3761 nucleotides. RefSeq lists its product as uncharacterized. Bases 223 to 1554 code for a protein of 443 amino acids. The transcript has 3 exons. The record is from RefSeq and is a predicted model, not a curated record. Lineage: Eukaryota; Fungi; Ascomycota; Sordariomycetes; Magnaporthales; Pyriculariaceae. Gene Ontology annotation, molecular function: protein binding.